Messenger RNA from Erigeron canadensis, 774 nucleotides. RefSeq lists its product as uncharacterized. Lineage: Eukaryota; Viridiplantae; Streptophyta; Magnoliopsida; Asterales; Asteraceae. The record is from RefSeq and is a predicted model, not a curated record. Bases 70 to 540 code for a protein of 156 amino acids. The transcript is spliced from 5 exons. Gene Ontology annotation, cellular component: chloroplast thylakoid membrane.
AUAGAGCAAUUUACAACUCAUCAACCACUCCAAACCAACUUUUGUAAGUUAAACACAAAAACAGAUAACAUGGUUUCUUGUUCUACAUCAUCAUCAUCAUCAUCACUGUGGACUACAAAUGGUGGUAUUUUACUACAGCACACAUCAUCUUCUUCAUCUUUCUCUAAUAAUCAACACUCUGCAUUACCAAUAAGAUGGGGUUUGAGAAGAGAGUUUGAUCUGGGUCAGCGCAUUCAUAGAACAAAGGGUGAAGCAUUACGUGUAGCUACUAAUCCUAAUGUUACUAUAGCUAGUGGAAGGUCAAAGAAAGAGGUGAUAAUGGUUGAUCCAGUUGAAGCAAAACGUUUAGCUGCUAAACAAAUGGAAGCUAUCAAGAAAAAGCAAUCUUUUAAAAGAAGGCGUCAAAUAGAAGCUAUUAAUGGUGCAUGGGCUAUGCUUGGCCUUACAGCGGGAUUAGUCAUCGAAGGCCAAACUGGAAACAACAUUUUGGCUCAGUUGACUGGAUAUUGGGCAGUUCUGGUGAGCUUCUUUAUAAGAUAAUUAAAGGCUUCCCGGCUUUACAUGGAGCAUCAAUUACCUAAAAAAGCUGUAUCAUCUUCAGACCUCUUCGAGUCGAUUUAGUAAACAAAUCUGCUUCAAAUACUAUACUUGUUUAUUUUAUUUAUGAUACAUGAGGGAAACAUACGUUUUCUACAAUAUUAAGUGCUUUGGAUCAUUCUUUAUGUUUUUAAACUUUUUUAUAUGAAAUGAAAGGAACUAUACCUAAUCAAUGUA